CAGGGGGAGUUGCGGGGUUUUCGGUAGCAAUGGUAGGAUGUGUUGUCACUUCCUGGCGGGUGUUUUCGCUUUUUUGAAUAUAUAACAGUUGUCCUGUUUGUUAUCAGUAGUACAACACAGCUGCUGGUGCUGCUUUAAAUGACCGCUAACUAAAGGGUCGGAAUUAUCACAUAAAUUCAAUAAAGGUAAGACAGCGGCACACCAUGGAGGCUAUCGCUGCUGCGAGUGAUCAUUCUGUUUCUGCCAUCGGCAGCGAACCGAACGGCAUCCGGUCAAUUACGACGCUGCUCAGGAUAAAGCAGCAGAUGUCAACCCAAUUCUUUGAGAUCGGUAGGCAUACAACAGAAAAAAACAAGGGUGAAUGCAGCCUACCCGAGGCUAAGAGAGACAUGCCAGGUUUGAUCAGUGAGAUCGAAAGAGUCUCAACAGAUUACUUUAACAACACAUUAUUACUUCACAGAAUGCAGUUGUGCCAUGCUAUUGCAAAUAAGCUGGAACACAAUGAUGCUCAGGCUAGUCAAAUAAAAGAGCUCAGCAAACGCUGCAUGGCCAUGUGUUCAAGAAUCAAACACGUUCAAAAUGAGAAUAGAGAUCUGAAAAAUGAAAUUGCAAAAAUACAAAAGGAGAGAUAUGAUCUUUGGCAGAUUACCGCGGAGAAACGGAAAGAGAUAGACGUGAUGUUGAAGGAGGAGUAUCCAGAGGCCAAGCAGUACAAAGCAUGGCUGGCAGAAGUCAAAACAAAUCUGGAGAGUUGCAAAAGGAUGAUCACUUUAACUCAGAAUGUGCUCAGGGGCAUCUUCUUGGCGUUUAAGGUCAACUGGCUGGAUGACCCAAAACUGAAGGACAUUGUCAUGAAUAUGGAAGCCUUUCCUUAUUUAGGGAUUAAGGAAGUGGACUUGGUGUCACAAUAACAAAUCCAGUCAAUUGUAUUUAUCUGUAUAAUUUAUAAUAAAAUCCUACACAGUAAUAUGUUCCACUGAUUUAAUAAAGAUAAUCAUUGCAUCUAAAUUAAUAAUGUUAAUCAACUUUGACAGUGAAACGUGGCUCAGCUAAGCACAGCAUAAGUCUGAUCAACAUAAUUCCCUGAUGUGAAUAUUUUUUGGACGGGGAGGAAAGUUAUGGAGCUAGAACAGUCUCAAAAAGAAUAAAUACUCAAACAGAUUCACAAAUGUACUUGCAUUAUGGAAUAUUUACAAAUAUAUUUUGAAAAUUCACAAAUGCAUUUGGAAUAUUUAUAAAUGUAUUUUGAAAAUUCACAAAUGUAUGCAUGUAAAGAUAA
This is a messenger RNA of Cynoglossus semilaevis (tongue sole), 1279 nucleotides long. It is a transcript of the gene cenph, whose product is annotated as centromere protein H. Gene Ontology annotation, cellular component: kinetochore; nucleus. Lineage: Eukaryota; Metazoa; Chordata; Actinopteri; Pleuronectiformes; Cynoglossidae. The transcript is spliced from 9 exons. Bases 204 to 911 code for a protein of 235 amino acids. Gene Ontology annotation, molecular function: kinetochore binding. Gene Ontology annotation, biological process: mitotic spindle organization; kinetochore assembly; chromosome segregation. The record is from RefSeq and is a predicted model, not a curated record.